This is a messenger RNA of Thermothielavioides terrestris NRRL 8126, 597 nucleotides long. RefSeq lists its product as uncharacterized. The coding region runs from base 1 to 597 and encodes 198 amino acids. The record is from RefSeq and is a predicted model, not a curated record. NCBI's taxonomy places the organism in Eukaryota, Fungi, Ascomycota, Sordariomycetes, Sordariales, Chaetomiaceae. The transcript has a single exon.
AUGCCUUCGUUCGGCGAUUUUAUCCGCACCCAGUGGAUCAUCAAGAUCCCCCGCCCGUCGGCCUCGUUUGCCGCCAAGACGGUCGUCAUCACCGGCGGCAACGCCGGUCUGGGCAAGGAAGCCGCCAAGCACAUCGUCCGUCUUGGCGCGGCCAAGGUCAUUCUCGGCUGCCGCAGCCUGGACCGGGGCAACAGCGCCAAGCGGGAGAUUGAGGCGCUGCUGAAAUGCAGCCCUGACGUAGUCGAGGUGUGGGAGCUCGACCUCGAGUCUCCCUCGUCCGUCAAGAGCUUCGCGGACCGCGCCAACGCCCUGCCCCGGCUCGACGUUCUGAUCAACAACGCCGGCAUGCAGACCCAGCAGUUCCAGGUCGUCUACGGCACGGAGCGCAUGGUGGCCGUGAACGUCAUCGGGACCUUCCUGCUCGCCGUCCAGCUGGUUCCCAAGCUCAGGGAGACAGCCCGCAACUUCAAGACCACGCCGCACAUGACCUUCGUCGGGUCCGCCCUGUACGACGUGGCCAAGUGGCCCGAGAACCACGGUGGUGACAUCUUCGCCUGGUUCCAGGACGAGUCGCACGUGAACAAAAUGAACCAGUAA